CGAGACAAAGGCAGCUGGACCUUUUCAGUAUUUGGUUUUGUUUGAAUAGUCUGUCUCAUCCCUUAAUACCACGCUUAUCACAAAACAAUUCUCAGCGAAUGUACAGUUUCCAUGGGCCAAAGAGGGGGGACUCCCCCAGGCCAUGCUCGUCCCUGCUGGCCACUCACCAGGUGCCGUUUAUCCCGCGUGAGCAGGUGGAGGAUGAGCAUCACAGAUGUCCUCAGUGCCGAUGACAUCGCGGCGGCCCUGCAGGAGUGCCAAGACCCAGAUACGUUUGAGCCCCAAAAAUUCUUCCAGACAUCAGGCCUCUCCAAGAUGUCGGCCAGUCAGGUGAAGGAUGUGUUUCGGUUCAUAGACAACGACCAGAGCGGGUACCUGGAUGAAGAAGAGCUUAAGUUUUUCCUCCAGAAGUUUGAGAGUGGUGCUAGAGAACUGACUGAGACAGAAACCAAGUCCCUGAUGGCGGCUGCAGACAAUGAUGGAGACGGAAAAAUUGGGGCUGAAGGUAUGUUCACACCUGCACAGAGCAUAAAAGACUAGCGCGGGGAGCAUCAGGGGACUUGGGCCGUCAGAUCAGAUGGAUGUGGGUUAAAAGCCACCUUUCUUAACCUUGCUGAGCCUCAGUGUUCACAUCUGCAAAAUGGGACUAAAGAGAAGGUACAACUAAUGUAAGGGAAGACUCUGGCCUAAUGACCGGGGCUGUACCAGAGAAGCUGGUCCCGCUGGUCACUGUCUAUGAACCAGAAAAUAUCCUUUACUUGACUAGGGGAUUAGAGAGUCACCUGGCCAAUUAUUUGCAAGACAGUCUCACAGACCUUGAAAAUAGUGUAAGGAAUUUCUGUCCGAGGUAUCUAAGCACCUCUGAGUAAGAAGGGAAGGACUGCCAUUCUCAUGAGUGUCUCAUGCUUUAAAGGGUCUAUUGUCUAGAGUUGGAAAGACUUAGCUUUCAAGGGUUUAAAUAACAAGUAGACAAUAUUAGACAGAGGACACAUAAACCGAUUCAAACACCACUUGUGGAGCCUUCUGUGUGCAGAGCCCAGUAUCCCAAUGUUAGCAUAGUUGCCUGGCUGCAGAGCUAUGCUUGUCUGACUCUGUCGUGUUGCUCACGCGCUCGUUAGCUACUCUGUGCUCGUGCCAACACGGUAGAAAGUGUGGUCGUUAUGGUGGUAAUGACUUGACAUUAAAAACUGCUACUUUAGGUCCUUAUUUUAAAAACCUGAUCAAAACGAUGUCACUAUAACUUACCUCAUGGGAGUUGAUGUAGUUUCUAUAAAUAGCUCAGGAAAACAGUUUAGGUAGGGAAAGAUUGAUUUUUUUUAAAAACCUAGCCAUGAAAAUUUCCAAACAGGUAAAGCUUGCUAAUAAACAUGAAGUAAAUACCCAGUUUUCAAUUCCUACCUCUAGCAGCCAGACAUCAUCAUCAUUACCUUUUGGUAAUAGAAACUUUUGGGUGUAUGGUUAGGGUUCAAAGAGGAAAGUUAGCUCAAUGUCCCACCCUAUUAAAUGUUUCCUAAAAAUGCAAAAUGUAGCUACAGAAUAGAAGAAAACCUCCCAUUUCUGUCAGAAACUGACCAGACAGGAAGUUAAAAGAUCACAGGCUGUGAUCGGCGGUUGCACUGACUUCACCCACCGCGGGGAGAGGUGGCUGGGUCGACAGGUUCUAACACAAGGGGCUCGGUUGCAAAGCUAAAGAAGGUUGUUAAAUGAGACUGUGCAGGAAGAGGAAACACUUAGACUAUCUGGACCUGCAGCAGGUGACACUUUCUUCCUUUUGUGCCCUUUGAGGGGCCAUGCCUGUCACCUGGCAGUUUGCUGUUUCUUCUCCUCUUCAGAACUCUCAUGGCCCUAGCGUGUCCGUAAAGUCCGAGCCACUGACCCUUUCUUGCCUCUUCUGUCCUAGAAUUCCAGGAAAUGGUACAUUCUUAAAGACCCCAGACUAUGGAGAGAGACACAGUCAGCUGGAAGGCCUCCAAACCCCACGUCUUCCCCCUAAUUUAUUUACUAACCCCCCUGGAACGCUCCUGUGACUUGCUCGGUGUGUUAGCGAGGUAAUAGACA
Messenger RNA from Miniopterus natalensis, 2058 nucleotides. NCBI's taxonomy places the organism in Eukaryota, Metazoa, Chordata, Mammalia, Chiroptera, Miniopteridae. The record is from RefSeq and is a predicted model, not a curated record.